This is a messenger RNA of Aricia agestis (brown argus), 1053 nucleotides long. It is a transcript of the gene bigmax, whose product is annotated as max-like protein X. Bases 139 to 768 code for a protein of 209 amino acids. The record is from RefSeq and is a predicted model, not a curated record. Gene Ontology annotation, molecular function: RNA polymerase II cis-regulatory region sequence-specific DNA binding; DNA-binding transcription factor activity, RNA polymerase II-specific; protein dimerization activity. Gene Ontology annotation, biological process: regulation of transcription by RNA polymerase II. Gene Ontology annotation, cellular component: nucleus. The transcript is spliced from 5 exons. Lineage: Eukaryota; Metazoa; Arthropoda; Insecta; Lepidoptera; Lycaenidae.
UGUCAACUGUCGGCUGUCAAUUGAAAAGUAGGAAAAUCUUGUUCGUAAGUAAAAUCUAGAUUUAUCUCAUAGUUCCAAUAACUUUUGCUAUGAUUACGGCGUAAUUUAUUGUAUGAAAGUGCAAUAAAACAGCGCACAAUGUACCCACGGUGUGGCAGUAGCGGUUCCAUCCAGAACGUACACCGCACUCCUUCGUCGUCGAAUCAUAACUCAGAAGACGAAGACGACAGUGGUGAUAACAAAGCUUCGGCGUUGAGUUUUAAAGAGCGACGUAGAGAGGCCCAUACCCAGGCUGAACAAAAAAGAAGAGAUGCUAUUAAGAAGGGUUAUGACUCACUCCAGGAGCUGGUACCAACCUGCCAGCAGACUGAUGCCUCAGGAUACAAACCAAGUAAAGCUGCAGUUCUCCAGAAGUCCAUAGACUACAUCCAAUAUCUGCUGCAACAGCGGAGACGUCAGGAGGAGGAGAGGAAUGCUCUGAGGAAGGAUGUAGUGGCCUUGAGGAUAAUGCAGGCCAACUAUGAACAGAUUGUGAAGGCCCAGCAUUCUGUGCCAGGCCACAGCGAGCAGAGGUUGACAGAUCAGGAUAAAUUCCAAAUAUUUCAGGCUAUAAUGGACAAGCUGUUUGAGUCCUUUGAGUCGGUGCCCACCAACAAUUUCGCCGAGUUCUCAGCUGGUGUGUUCAAUUGGCUCGAGGAGUACUGUAAGCCACAAUCCUUGAGGACUUUAGUGCAUGGUGUGUUACGUGAACAGAACUAUACUCCUUAAUUUGACUAGUUUAUAUAGUGCCUUUUUGUAGCGGUGCAAUAGCGAUACUUUUGCGCGUUUGCAUCGCUCGCUAGCCGUGUGUCCUAGCAAAUGGGCGCUCAUUCAGUCGCGUUGUAAACGUGAUUAGCGGUCACAGAACACAUCAACUCGGAAAGGGAUCGUCACUGUCUCGCCUUCGCCUCGCCAUCAACCAGGCGUCAACCUAACGUAUGCACGUAAAGGACGCUAUCAUAAAAAUGAUUACAAAAAUUAGCAGGUCAGUACGAAAACCGACGUUAAGGACAU